Punica granatum (pomegranate) is the source of this 1867-nucleotide messenger RNA. The record is from RefSeq and is a predicted model, not a curated record. Lineage: Eukaryota; Viridiplantae; Streptophyta; Magnoliopsida; Myrtales; Lythraceae.
GUUCAUAUAUUCAUUCACCUCUCUGUCUCUCUCUCUCACCCCCUCCCUUUCUCUCUCUGAGCUUCUCGGAUUCACCGGUCGGAUAUCUUCUCCCGCCUUCUUCCCCUUCACCUCCUCCGGCUAUUGAUUGUCUCGGUGGCGCAUGUGCUUUCUCGAUCAGAGCCUAGAUUGAGGAUCCCGAUCGAGCUUCUCUUUGCGUCACCAAGCAGCGCUGGAGAGUCGAAUUUACAGUUCGAUGUCUAAAUAGCUUGAAAGCUUGUUUGGAAACAGCGGCCUCCAAAUAACAGCAUAGCAACAAUUGGGUGAUUGCUAAAUGGACAAAGAAGCACCUCCUAGCCUUUUUGUUAAUGAUGGUUCGUUCAUGGAGAGGUUCAAACAGCUCCAACAAGAGAAAGCCAAGGAAACGAGUGAUCCUGCAGGAAGUACUCAACCGAGGGUAGUUGUGUCAGGGACUUCAACUCCUAACUCUACAGUUUCUAAAACCAGCUUCAGUAUUAAGUCUAAUGAUGCCCGAAAGCCUCAACCUGCCUCGGGAGGUAAACUGGCUUUCAGCUUGAAACAGAAGUCAAAGAUUGUGGCACCUGCAGUGAAGUUAGAUGCUGAUGAGGAUGAGGAUGAGACUGAUGCUGUGAAUGAUUCUGGUGAUGCAUCGGCAAAGCGGCAGAAAUUAGCCGACCAAGAUGUAUCUUACAAAUCCUCGAGACAAGUUGAUGUUGCACCACCACCUUCCCCGAGUGACCUUACAGUAAAGAAUGUUGCGGACAAACUCGCAAGUUUUGUGGCAAAAAAUGGAAGGCACUUUGAGGAUAUUACUCGCCAAAAGAAUCCUGGUGAUACCCCAUUCAAAUUUCUAUUUGACAAGACUUGUGCUGAAUAUAAAUACUAUGAAUACCGGCUGGCAGAAGAGGAAAAAGCCCUUUCACAGGCUAAGGAAUCCCAAACACCCCAAAGUGGUGGGACGAGCUCUUCAUCAUCAAGAUUGGGUACUGUUUCUCAAAGGUCACAUAGCCAUCAAUCAAAUUACCAAACACCUGCUUCAGCAUUGUAUGAAGCCAUGGAUGAUGCUGGUGUUGAUUCAGCAUCAGCAGAUAGAAACAAUAACGAUCCUAUAGCUAUGAUGGAGUUCUACAUGAAGAAGGCUGCACAGGAGGAGAGAAGGAGACAGCCUAAACAGUCGAAAGAUGAGAUGCCUCCACCUCCUUCCCUUCAAGCUUCUAGUAAGAAAGGCCAUCACAUGGGCGACUUCAUACCACAAGAAGAGCUCGAGAAGUUCUUGGCUUCGUGUAACGAUGCUGAGGCACGGAAAUCUGCUAGGGCGGCUGCAGAGAGAGCUCGGAUCCAGGCUGAUAAUGUGGGCCACAGGCUUUUGUCAAAAAUGGGAUGGAAAGAAGGUGAGGGGCUUGGGAGCUCUAGAAGUGGUAUUGCAGACCCAAUAAUGGCAGGAGAAGUGAAAAAGGACAACUUGGGAAUCGGUGCUCAGAAGCCUGGGGAGGUGACAGCUGAAGAUGACAUCUACGAGCAGUAUAAGAAGCGAAUGAUGCUCGGUUAUCGCUAUAGACCGAACCCUCUGAACAAUCCUCGGAAAUCAUACUACUGAGAAAAGCGUGCUGCAAAUCUGUCUUGUUCAUAAAGACACGUAAGAUCGUCGAAGUAGGAAGUUACAGGGGACUGAUGAAUGUUGCUUCCGGUAUUUGUCCUCAAACAAGUGUCUGAUGUUUUUUCUUUAUCUAUGAACCUGUGGUUAGUGAAAGCUUCCUUAAUUUUCCUUCUCGGAGCAAGUUUGUAUACCCACACAUUUUCCUGUGCUGUUUGGAUUUCUUUAUUCUGUACAACGCACGUUUCCAAUCUAAGAUACAGGUUAACAAAA